Molecule: messenger RNA, 2676 nt
Organism: Saccharomycopsis crataegensis
Lineage: Eukaryota; Fungi; Ascomycota; Saccharomycetes; Ascoideales; Saccharomycopsidaceae
Product: Jip4 protein
Exons: 1
Coding region: 1-2676 (891 amino acids)
Source: RefSeq, a predicted model, not a curated record
AUGCAAUCCUCAAAUACCGCUAAUAUUGUCCUCAAUAUUGAUGGUGAUGGCAGUGCUCAAACAAACCCUGAACCCAGACCGGCUUUUAUUUCAGAAAAUAAUAGAACUAAGAGCGCCUCCCCUUCGCUUAUAGAUCAGCUACUAGCGUCUAGUAAACAGAAGAAAAAGAAGAAAAAGGGCCCGCCACCUUUAUAUAGGACUAUCGGAGUGAGAAGCGCUUUCAGCAGUCCUGAUGGCUCAACUUGGAGCAUCGAUCAUAUCAAACAAGCUAGACCUCCAUACCAAUCAAGAGUGUCUUUCGAUACCGUCAAUAUAGAUGUGCUGCCAAGUGAAGGGGUGGAUCCUGAGAUUUAUCCAGAGUACUAUGGUAUCGAUCCUUCGCUACGUCUUCAAGGUACCCGAAGAGUUAGUGAGACUCAUGCAGAAUUGCGCCCAGAAAUUCUUGCCAGUAUGUCUGAUCUGGAUUACAGAAAGUAUCAAAAAAAAAUCAAAAAGGCAAAUGAAGCAAUUCAAGCUAUGCACAAUCAAGUUUGCUGUUAUUCAAAAGAGCAUAAAGAUUUCAAUCAAAUCUACGUCAAUUAUAACAACCGAGACACAAAAGCUUUGAGACCAACUGAUAAGCUUCCGGCGUUUCCCAGAAGAACAAUAUUGGUAUAUAUUUCUGGAAGAAAGCAUACAUGGGUAGCACUCGAUUGGGCAAUUAAGAAAUUGUUGAAGGACGGUGAUCAUUUAGUGGUUGUGGCUUCAAUCUUUCCCGAAUUAAUGGAGAAAUUAGAUAUUUCUUCUAGCGCAAUACAUUCUAGAAGCGUUAGCAGAAGUCCAAAUAGAACAAAUAGAUUUGACACAUCUGGUAAUAUUGGUAUAAGAGGCUCACGAUCGAAUUUGGGUUCGAGAUCAGGGUCAACUAUGGGAUCAAGAUCAGCAUCAACUAUAAGAACUAACCGUUUCAAAAGCCUCAAUAUGGACAGGGCUAGAAUUGAUGGCGAUGAUGAUGAUGAUGAUGAUGAUGGUGAUGAUGAUGAUGAAUUACAUGGUUUCAAAGUAUCUGCAGGCUUCGCUGAUAAAGAUAUACUUGAUAUCAGAAAAAAAGCCAAAUCCAUCAUCCAAUAUAUUAUGACAGUGGCGGAUCCUGACCUUAUCAUUAAAGUUACCAUUGAUUUAAGUGUCGGAUCUACAAAAGACGUGUUGAAAGAUUCUUAUAUUCUUUACACUCCAACUUUGGUUGUGUGCUCUGCUAAACCAAAAGAAGAUUCUGCGCCACUACGGAGCUGGAAAAGCUCUAGACUAUCUGAUAGGGUAGUUAAAAAUUUUACUAUUCCGGUCAUAAUUGUUCCUGCGAUGAAUAUGAAUAAGUUUGUCAGCAAAUUGUUUGAAAGUCUUUCAGAACGAAUUUCCCCUGAAAUUAAAACAGCAUCUUCGACGUCUGUUGUUAGUGCAACCCAAAUUAAAGCUGAACUACCACAGAACAACAGUGCUCCUGCUUCCUUGAAUGAUUUGGUGAAAAAAUCUGAUGAUGACGACGACUACCCAGUUUCUACUAAUGGUAGCAUACGACAAAUCAUGGGUGAUAUCAGCUCUAUUGAAUCUAGACAAUCUGUUGACUCUGACAGUUCAGACAGUGAAAGUGAUGCCGAAUCAAGUGAUGAGGAAGAUACCUCAGACAGUGAAAGCAAGAAUUCCAUCAGUAAUGAUGCAACAUCGUCCAAAGAUGCUAUUGAAAAGCCAAAAAGAACUCCUUCCAAAAAGAACUACAAACCGAGACCAAAAUUAUUGCGGAUUAAAACAUUGAUUUCUGAAAUGAAUUAUGAUGAGGCGCCAGAUUUAUCUACAACACAAAGUAUUGAAGGGUUUGUGAAGACACAAGAGAAGAAAUUGGAUGAGAACUUGAAGUUAAUUCCCAUGAUAUUGGAUGAGAGCACGGAUGAUUUGAAUAUGAUUCCUAAAUUUGAUCCAAAUUACUUUAAGAAUCAACUAGACUUGGUUUCUGGAAGCUCAUUAUAUAUCACUAAGAAACUAAAAAGCAAAGAUUUCACUGAAGAUUCAGAAGUCAGUGAACUUGUGCGGAGAAUCACUGGCGAUGUUUCAUUAUCUCAACCAAAAAAAUUCAAGUCAAUGUUGCUCGAUGUUCCACCUCCUUCCAAACCAAAGGGAAGGGUACCGGCGUCCACUUAUAACGCUCGUUCAAGCGGUGGGCCAAGUACAUUAAAGAAGCCGUCCGCCAUCAAGUUCUCUGAGCCAGCGAAGUACGGUAGCGGAUUGGCCAAAACUACUAGUCGACACACCAUUCACAGCAUGCCUAGUAUUUCAGUAAAAACUUCGAGUGAUAAUGCCAAGAGUUUGGUUCCUACGAAAAGUAACCCUCAGGAUUCUAUUCUUAGACCGUCACACUCGAAGCUGUUUUCUCCAAUUAGUAGCAACGACUCUUUUUCAGGAGAUCCCCUCAGUGCUGGUAGCAGUAGGAGCAGGAGCAGGAGCCUUAAUCCUGAAAAGACUGAAACUUCCAAAGGAAGCAUAUUCAAAUUCGGUAAGAAAAGCAAAUCUAAGUCCAAAUCUGCUUCUUUAGGAGGCCUCGUGGAGCUACACAAUAUGAUUGGUGAUAAAGAAACGCCACAUUCAAAUAAUCUGAAAGAUGCUCAUAAAUCCAGAAAGAGAUCAUUCCUUGGUAAGUGGAAGUAG